This is a messenger RNA of Erigeron canadensis, 3447 nucleotides long. Its product is annotated as protein NLP2-like. The transcript is spliced from 5 exons. Gene Ontology annotation, molecular function: DNA-binding transcription factor activity; protein binding. Lineage: Eukaryota; Viridiplantae; Streptophyta; Magnoliopsida; Asterales; Asteraceae. The record is from RefSeq and is a predicted model, not a curated record. The coding region runs from base 594 to 3029 and encodes 811 amino acids.
CAGCCAUUUUCAGUUUUGUACUUGUAUUCUCUUUGAAUCAUCAUCAAUUAAAGUUCCAUCUUUAGGAUCUUGAUAACCUGUGGGAUUCCCUAUGUGGGUUUAUGGUGGGGCUUCUUAGAUUGUGUAAGGAGAAUCUUGAACAAACAACAAAGCAAAUAACUUAGAACUGAAAAUAGAAAGUUUUUCUAAGAAUAUUUGAAGACAAAGAAACUCAGAGAUGAUUACAAGGUUUGACCAAUUAGUAAAAGUCAACAUAUCAACUUUUACUCAACCUUUUGAUGUUCCAAAGGUUUUUAUGUAUCAUCUCAUUUAAUAUAAAGAAAUCUUAACUGGGGUUUCUUCAUUGAUUGAUAUUGUUGCUACUGCCCAUGACUAAUGGACAUGUUUGACCAGCCAGAAAAGUCAAAGUUGCUGAUAUUUAUUGGAAAAAAGUUUAUCUUUUCUUAGUUUUUAUAUAACAUUCUGGAUAUCUAAAUGAUAUAGUUAGUUGUAUGUGUCAAGGUUUGUUUAGUUCUCUAGUUAUGAUUCUGAAGAAUGUUUCUCUUCGUUUCGACAGAUAAAUCUUAUAGUGUGUGUUGGAAUAAAGAUUAGCCAUGAAUGACAAUGUAUUCACUUUCGAUAAUUCAUCUGAUUCACUUAUGGAUUUUGAUUACAUGGACGAGCUCUUAUUAGAUGGAUGUUGGUUACAAACAACAGAUGGAUCCGAAAUCUCAAACAAGAAUACUUCUGUUCCAAACCCUCUUUUUGAACCUUCUUCUCAGUGGCCUAAAUUGGAAUCUGACAUGGUGCCAAAUGACAUUGUGACUCCUGGAAUAAAUUCGCCGAAAUCCCAUGUCAAAAAUCUCAUUACUUUGCCAAACCAAUCUGAAAAUCUUUCCGAAUCAAGUAAACGAUGGUGGAUUGCACCUAGCCCUUCCAUUUCUGUUAUGGAAAGAUUGAUUUAUGCAAUUGAUAACAUAAAAAAUUACACAGUUGAUAAAAAUGUACUUAUUCAAGUAUGGUUACCGGAAACCAUAGGGGGCAAGAAAUUUCUAAGUACAAGUCAACGGCUUUUUUCACUUGAAUUGAAGUGUCCUAGACUUUCUAACUACAGAAAUAUAUCGAAAACUUAUCAUUUUCCGGCCGAAGGAGAUGCAAAAGAGAGUGUUGGGUUGCCCGGAAGGGUAUUUAAGGAAAAGGUUCCUGAGUGGACACCCGAUGUUCGACUUUUCAAUGCUAAAGAGUAUCCAAGAGUUUCUCAUGCUCAACAACAUGGUGUUAGUGGGAGCGUUGCAGUUCCGGUUUUUGAUCAAGAUGUUAAGGAUUGCAUAGGUGUUUUUGAGCUUAUUAUGACCUCUCAAAAAAGUAAUUACUCCCUAGAGAUUCAAAGUGUUUGUAAGGCUCUUGAGGCCGUUGACCUCAGGAGUUCUGAAGAUUCAAAUUCACACAAAAUCAAUGUAAGCAACGGAUUCUAUCAUCCAGCCUUACCGGAGAUUUUUGAAACUCUAAAAUCUGCAUGCAUAAUGCAUAAUUUGCCAUUAGCUCAGACAUGGAUUCCAUGCAUCCAACAAGGCAGCAAAGGCGGUUGUCGCCACUCUAACGAAAACUUGAUCCGCUGUAUUUCCACCGUUGAUUCUGCUUCGUACGUAUCUAACCGUCAAUUUAAAGAUUUUCAAGAAGCUUGUUCAGAACAUCACCUUUUUGUAGGUCAAGGUGUUGUAGGCAAAGCUUUUUUGGUCAACGAGCCGUGUUAUUCAUCUGAUGUGACAUCAUACACGAAAACUGAUUACCCACUUGCUCAUCAUGCUAAAAUCUUUGACUUGCAUGCUGCUGUGGCUAUUCGUCUUAGAUCCAUCUAUGGUGUUACUGUAGACUUUGUGUUGGAGUUCUUCUUGCCUAUCGACUGCAAGACUGAUGAUGGCCAAAAGGGUUUAAUUAGUUCUUUGUUGAAUAUUAUACAAAAGGUUUGUGGAAGUUUGAGGAUUGUUACAGAGAUGGAGUUGCAGGAAGAUGGUGUAAAUGAAGGGUUACUUAUUUCUGAUACAGAACAGAUAUCAAAAGUUCAAGAAACUGACAAUCACUGUCCAAGUUCGGGCUCAGGUUCUGGCACGCCCAUAGAAAAACGACGUGUAGGUGCCAAAUUGGAGAAAACUAUCACUUUAGAAAUGCUAAGGCAACAUUUUGCCGGCAGCCUGAAAGAUGCUGCCAAAAAUAUGGGUGUUUGUCCGACGACACUCAAACGGAUAUGCAGGCAACAUGGGAUACAACGUUGGCCUUCCCGGAAAAUCAAGAAAGUUGGCCACUCGUUAAGAAAGAUCCAACUUGUGAUGGACUCGGUCCAUGGCGGGUCGGGUUCAUUUCAAAUUGAAUCUUUCUAUUCGAACUUUCCAAAACUUGCUUCUCCGGACCCAUCAAAGCAGACCCGUUCCCCUUUUUCGACUAAAAAUCGCGAAAGUUCGGAUUUGAAGGCUGCUGAUGGCGCCACUGCCGUUACUUCAUGCAGCCCAAGUUCGAGUUCCAGUCAUUCUUUAUCCGGUGGGACCCACCAUGUCCAAAUCGCCGAUGAAGAUACAGGGGAGGGCACUCUCAAAAGAACCAAAAGUGAUGCAGGUAUUCUUACGUCCAAUGCAUCAAAUAUUCAAAAUCAAGAACCAAAGAUCUUUCUAAGAUCUCAUAGUCAUAAAUCGCUUAACGAGCCUCUGAAGUUGCAAAAUCUUCCCCCUAAACCGCGCAUUAAACCAGAAGGCCACCUUUGGAGGGUUAAAGUGACAUUUGGGGAAGAAAAGAUUCGUUUUCGGAUGCAAAAAGAUUGGGGUUACAAUGAGUUGAUGCAAGAAAUUGCGAUCAGAUUUAGUUUGAAUGACGUUGGUGGGUAUAGUUUGAAGUACCUUGAUGAUGAUUCCGAAUGGGUAUUACUAACUUGUGAUGCUGAUGUAGAAGAGUGUAUCGAUGUGUAUCGAUCGUUUAAGGGUGGAACCAUUAGGCUCGUUCUUCGUGAGCCACAACUUGGUGUUGGUAGUAGUUUAGGUAGCAAUGCACCCUUGUCAUAAAUAGGGUGCACCCUUGUGCAUCAUGAUUCCUGACUUCUCAUGGGUUUGGUCAGGAACAAACCAUGUAAAAGUAUGAACUUAGUGUACUGAGCUCUCACAUUCGGAGGAGCCAAAGUCUGGAUAUGCAGCUUUUAGUUUUCAUUUUGAUGUGUCGAUGCAUUGUUGAGUUGUACAGUAUGUAUUUUCGAUUUUGUACUGUAUGCCUAUAGCAUGACAAUGGCAUUGUCGAAACAGUUGAGUACUUAUUUGGGAGAAAUGCAGAGUGUCGCUGAAGCUGAAACUGAUUGCUGUUAUUUUUAGUUACAGCAGAGUCAUAAUUAGGAGCUUUGUAUUAUGUAUGAAACAUGUAGUACUGAAGGUAGUAAAGGUACCACUUGUAAAAUAUUAGCUAUUGUUGCAAGUUGUAUCAUUUGUGCAA